GUAAGUUGAAGUUGGGAAUCAAGCUGGAUAGGGCAUCAAGGCUUUAUUUUCGAGUUCCAAAGCGUUACAAUCGAUAUAGUUUUAAAUAGAUUCCAUCAUGGCGAUGCAGGACGUUAUAAAUAAGGUGAAGGGAACGGCUCUCGGAGUUGCGGAGUACUUGACACCUGUUUUGAAGGAGUCAAAGUUUCAAGAAACGGGCGUCAUUACUCCGGAAGAAUUUGUUGCAGCAGGAGAUCACCUAGUACAUCACUGUCCAACAUGGAAAUGGGAUUCAGGACCUGAUGAUACUAAAAUAAAGAGCUAUCUUCCAAAAGACAAGCAGUUUUUGUAUACAAAGAAUGUUCCAUGCUAUAAGCGAUGCAAAGAAAUGGAACACCAGGAGGAAAAUGAAGCAAUUGUUGAACCCGAUGAAGACGGUGGGUGGGUGGACACUCACCACCAUGUUGAUCCAAGUGGGGAACAAGCUGUCACCGGCGCUCAGGAGUCAUUUGCAGAGAUGACACUUGAAUCUGACAAGGGCACAAAAGAUGUAACACCAGUAGAUAAUGAUGACGAAGAUGAAGAUGAUGAGGAGGAGGCAGUAGAUAUGGAAGCUUUUGAAGAAAGUGGAAUGCUUGAAAGUGAUGAGGCUACCUUGUCAAUCAAAGCAUCAUCUAAAGCUGAGUCAGGGGGGGAGGGUGCAACAGAUGCAAGCGCCUCUGGAGGAAUUCUGCAAACAAGAACUUAUGACAUGUACAUCACAUAUGACAAAUAUUAUCAAACACCACGACUGUGGCUGUUUGGUUACAAUGAGAACCGAGAACCUCUUGCUGUAGAAGAGAUGUAUGAGGAUAUGAGUCAGGAUCAUGCAAAGAAAACAGUAACAGUAGAAGCUCAUCCUCACUUGCCAAUGACCAUGGCAUCUGUUCAUCCUUGUAGACACGCAGACGUAAUGAAGAAGAUCAUACAGACAGUCGCUGAUGGUGGAGGAGAGCUUGGAGUUCAUAUGUAUCUGCUUAUCUUUCUCAAAUUCGUCCAGGCUGUUAUACCCACAAUAGAGUACGACUAUACGAGGCACUUUACCAUGUGAUCUUGAACAAAACCAAGUAAAUAGUCCAUUUCCGAAUUACCCUUGACCUCAUUUUCAAAACGAGGCCUGGUGCUCAACCAUUCUUGUGAAU
Stylophora pistillata is the source of this 1160-nucleotide messenger RNA. Its product is annotated as ubiquitin-like-conjugating enzyme ATG3. The record is from RefSeq and is a predicted model, not a curated record. Gene Ontology annotation, molecular function: Atg8-family ligase activity. Gene Ontology annotation, cellular component: phagophore assembly site; cytosol. Gene Ontology annotation, biological process: autophagosome assembly; glycophagy; nucleophagy. NCBI's taxonomy places the organism in Eukaryota, Metazoa, Cnidaria, Anthozoa, Scleractinia, Pocilloporidae.